CCUCAUCAUCUUCUUUCCCCCCCUCCUCUUCACCUCACCAAUCCAUCCCUCCCCAUCCUCCCUCUCCGUCUGUUUCUUAGAUUAUGGCAGGCAUCUUCGAGGCUCCGCGCAAUGCGGACACUCUCUUCUUGGGUGGGCAGAAAAUCACCGGCACCGAUGUCCGCGAACAGAAUGUCCUGGCAACUCAGGCGAUCUCAAAUGUCGUGAAGAGCUCUUUCGGUCCUUCCGGUCUGGAUAAGAUGAUGGUGGAUGAUAUCGGUGAUGUCACGGUGACCAAUGACGGCGCUACUAUCCUCAGUCUUCUGGACAUUGAGCACCCCGCUGGCAAGAUCCUCGUGGAUCUGGCCCAACAACAGGAUAAGGAGGUCGGCGAUGGCACUACGUCCGUGGUCCUGAUUGCCGCCGAACUCCUCCGACGAGCGAACGAACUGAUGAAGAACCGUAUCCACCCGACGACCAUCAUCAAUGGCUACAGACUGGCCCUGAGAGAGGCCGUGAAGUACAUGAACGAGAACAUCACCUCCAAGGUCGAGACGCUGGGGAAGGAUAGUUUGGUAAACAUCGCCAAUACCUCCAUGUCCAGUAAGAUCAUCGGUUCGGAUGCGGACUUCUUCGCAAACAUGGUGGUCGAUGCGAUGCUGUUGGUGAAAUCGGCGAACCAGAGGGGCGAGAUCAAGUAUCCCGUCAAGGCUGUCAACCUGCUCAAGGCCCACGGAAAGAGCAGCACCGAAUCCCUCCUCGUCAACGGUUACGCCCUCAACUGCACCGUUGCAUCCCAGGCGAUGAAGACCCGGAUAACUGAUGCCAAGAUUGCCUGCUUGGACAUGAACCUGCAAAAGGAGCGCAUGAAGCUCGGCGUUCAGAUCACCGUCGAGGAUCCUGACCAGCUGGAGAAGAUCCGUGAGCGGGAGUCCGGUAUCGUCCUGGAGCGGGUUGAGAUGAUCCUCAAGUCGGGGGCGAAUGUCGUCUUCACCACCAAGGGUAUCGACGACAUGGUGCUGAAGACCUUCAUUGAGAAGGGAGCCAUGGCUGUUCGCCGCUGCAAGAAGGAGGACUUGAGACGCAUUGCCAAGGCUACCGGGGCCACCCUGGUCAGCUCGCUCUCCGAUCUCAACGGAGACGAGAAGUUCGAGGCCUCGAACUUGGGACAUGCGGAUGAAGUUGUUCAAGAGCGGGUAUCCGACGAUGAGUGUAUCCUGGUGAAGGGCACCAAGGUCCACACCGCGGCGUCCAUUGUCCUCCGAGGACCCAACGAUUUCAGCUUAGACGAGAUGGAGCGUUCAGUCCACGAUUCGCUGUGUGCCGUCAAGCGAACUCUGGAGAGUGGCAGCAUCGUCCCCGGUGGCGGUGCCGUCGAGACGGCCCUUCACAUCUAUCUCGAAGAAUUCGCCGUCACAGUGGGCUCCCGCGAGCAACUCGCCAUCGGCGAAUUCGCCCAGUCGCUCCUCGUGAUUCCCAAGACCCUGGCCGUGAAUGCCGCCAAGGACUCCUCCGAGCUGGUCGCCCAGCUCCGAGUCCGCCACGCCCUUUCCCAGCGGGUGCAGGACGGCGACGCCAACGAAGAAGAGAAGGCCAUCGCCAAGAAGAAGACCUACCGCAACUACGGCCUCGAUCUAUCGAAGGGCCGCGUCCACGACACCCUCAAGGCAGGCGUGCUGGAACCCAGCAUGGGCAAGAUCAAGCAGCUCAAGAGUGCCGUCGAGGCCUGCAUCUCCAUCAUGCGCAUCGACACGAUCAUCAAGCUGGACCCGGAGCAGAGGCAGGAUGACGGACACGGUCACUAAAGGUAGAGCAUACGGGGUGAAGCUCUUCUUUUUGUGUUUCCUUUUCAGCUAUAACGACUGGUUUGGGCCUUCAUGGAAUACUUAGAUUCGAUUUGAAAGAUAAAGAGAAAAGUUUAAUAAGGUGUUAAUGAGUCUCCAAA
Molecule: messenger RNA, 1924 nt
Organism: Aspergillus candidus
Lineage: Eukaryota; Fungi; Ascomycota; Eurotiomycetes; Eurotiales; Aspergillaceae
Product: chaperonin-containing T-complex alpha subunit TCP1
Exons: 6
Coding region: 84-1784 (566 amino acids)
Biological process (GO): protein folding
Cellular component (GO): chaperonin-containing T-complex
Molecular function (GO): ATP-dependent protein folding chaperone; ATP binding; ATP hydrolysis activity
Source: RefSeq, a predicted model, not a curated record